AAGGAAGGAAGGGAAAAAAAUCGAGUGGUUCAAAAGAAACGUCGGAAAGAGAUCGCUACCUGGCAUGAGUGUACUACCAUGUUUUCCGCGCAGCCUUAUGCUGACCGACGCGCUUCGCCGCUCGGUUCCUUAAGGAUUGGGAGGCGCGCCAUGCGAAUCCACCCAAGACCGGGAACGGCGUCCGUGUGACACGUGGAACGCAGUCACCCGUGGGAACGGGGAGCCUAGAAUGAAGUGUUCCACGAUCUCUCCUUGGCCCAUCUAUUAAUUUAUCUAUUUCCUACAAAAUCCCUCCUUCUGAAGACCAAGAUUUCAGCCCACCACCAGAAGGAUCCAAGCCCGCUUGAGGAAGGACAAGUGAGACAGACAGACAGACAGACAGACAGACAUCUGAGAACCUCAACUGGCCCCGUUGGAUGGAAAUGUCUCACAAGAUGGUGGGGGAAAAUGGCUACCACUGUACCCACAAGCUUAUUUUCUCCAACGCAUCCAAUUCCUCGGAGAACAGCCCUCCUUUUGACAGCCCCAGUCCUCAGGAACCCUGCCCCACUCCUUUGAGCAAUGGGGCGUUCUACUCCAACACAAACAGCCCUUCGGAUUCCUGCAUGAAGCCUCUCUGUGAGGCGACAUCCCCCAACGAAAACGGGUUCAGCGGCGGCAUCAAAUACGUCGCCACCGAGCGGGAGGUCCUGGUGUGCGGGUGGGGCGGCUUCACCCCAAGUUGUUUACAGUUUUUCAACACCCCCAAAGGCGUCCUCUUCUUCCUGUGUGUGGCUUCCUUCCUGCAAGGCAUGACCGUCAACGGCUUUGUCAACACCGUCAUUACGUCGAUCGAGCGGCGCUUCGACCUCCAGAGCUACCAAAGCGGGUUGAUUGCCAGCUCCUACGACAUUGCAGCCUGCGUGUGUUUGACGUUCGUCAGUUACUUUGGGGGCAAUGGGCAUAAACCACGGUGGCUGGGCUGGGGAGUUUUGAUCAUGGGGAUUGGCUCCCUCAUUUUUGCCCUGCCUCACUUCACCACCAGCCAAUACGAAGUCCCUUUUUCGGAGGAGGUUGGCACGUGCUCCUCCAAUCAAAGUGCGUUGUGUUCAGAAAGUGUCUCCACCCUCUCUAAUUAUCAGUUUGUCUUCAUGCUCGGACAGUUUCUACAUGGGAUUGGAGCAACGCCACUCUACACCCUUGGGGUGACCUAUCUGGAUGAAAAUGUCAAGUCCAACUAUUCUCCUGUGUAUAUUGCUGUUUUCUACACCGCUGCCAUAUUGGGCCCAGCAGCUGGCUACUUGGUUGGAGGCAUCUUUCUCAAUAUUUACACUGAAAUUGGGAGACGAAUCGAUAUUACACCCGACAAUUCCCUGUGGGUCGGAGCAUGGUGGAUUGGAUUCCUAGGCGCUGGCGCCGGUUCCCUCUUGAUUUCGGUACCCAUUUUGGGGUACCCUCACCGACUCCCAGGAUCCCAGCGUUACAUAGUCAUGCGAGUUUCGGAAACCCACCAAUCAAAAGAUGGCAGCCAUAAAACAGCCUCGGAUCCUGAUUUUGGAAAGACAGUCAAAGACCUGCCACA
Molecule: messenger RNA, 1561 nt
Organism: Thamnophis sirtalis
Lineage: Eukaryota; Metazoa; Chordata; Lepidosauria; Squamata; Natricidae
Source: RefSeq, a predicted model, not a curated record